AUGUCACGAGCCGCGCUAAGAAUCGCCCAUUUCUACGAUCGCCGCAAUUCAGAAUAUCUUGGAGGCGUUAGGCAAAAUGGGUCAAUCACCCGGAGAAAUGACAUGCUGGGGACUCUUCUUGUGGUCAGCUUCGGAGGCGAUAAUUUUGAUCGCGAUGAUCGGACCCUGCAUCAGAACUGCCGUGAUACCACGAAUUCGGAGAAUGUGGCCGACAAACUCUUUUACUGGCAUUACAGACAAUGUGUUCUUGCCAAUAUCAGAGGUGCCGGAGAGCCUACACUCGAGUGGGAUUUUCCCAUGGGGAAUAGAAAUAAUGAAGGAGAUCCGUGA
Penicillium verhagenii is the source of this 330-nucleotide messenger RNA. RefSeq lists its product as uncharacterized. Lineage: Eukaryota; Fungi; Ascomycota; Eurotiomycetes; Eurotiales; Aspergillaceae. The transcript has a single exon. The record is from RefSeq and is a predicted model, not a curated record. Bases 1 to 330 code for a protein of 109 amino acids.